Messenger RNA from Triticum turgidum subsp. durum (durum wheat), 744 nucleotides. The record is from the annotation of a GenBank genome assembly. Lineage: Eukaryota; Viridiplantae; Streptophyta; Magnoliopsida; Poales; Poaceae.
AUGAUUGCUUCUCAGUUCUAUAGAUCCUUCAACUUUUUUUUAUUCGACAACAUUCUGAACUAUUUGCUCCAUUAUCAGCUGGAGUCGUUCAAGAGGCAUCUGAUGCAGUCACUCCGUGAUGAUAGUACAUCGCCGCAAGAAACGGUUGACAUUACAACAUGUGAUCAGUCAGUAUCAUCCAAAACAUCGUCCUGUGGAGACGGAUCUAUCAGCCACACUGCAGCAAAUUUGUUGAAUGGGUCUGGGGAUCUUGGAAGCACGACAAGAGAAGUGGCAAGGCCUCCACUCCAAAAGUAUGCCCUCUCCCCACACAUCAACCAACGCCUUACGCCAGAAGCCACACCAAAUAUAAUGUCCACCUCUGCUUCUCCAAGAGGAAUGUCUACCACAGCAACACCAAAGUUGGUAUCUGGAGCUACCUCGCCUUCAAGAACUCGAAUUGAAGGACACAUGUCAAUGACACCAUGGUAUUCAAGCAAGCAGUCGUCUGCAGCUAACUCACCUCCAAGGGGACGUCCUAACCCAGGUCGCACUCCUCGUAUUGAUGGAAAAGAAUUUUUCCGUCAGGCCAGGAGCCGUCUAUCAUGCGAACAGUUUGGAGCGUUCUUAGCGAACAUCAAAGAGCUGAAUGCUCAUAAGCAGUCACGAGAGGAAACCCUCAAGAAGGCCGAAGAGAUAUUCGGUCCAGACAGCAAAGAUCUAUACCUCUCUUUCCAAGGCUUACUAAACCGCAGCUUGCCGUAG